Molecule: messenger RNA, 1404 nt
Organism: Trichomonas vaginalis G3
Lineage: Eukaryota; Parabasalia; Trichomonadida; Trichomonadidae
Product: armadillo (ARM) repeat-containing protein family
Exons: 1
Coding region: 1-1404 (467 amino acids)
Source: RefSeq, a predicted model, not a curated record
AUGGAUGAUGAAUACAAAGAUUUUGCAUUUGAAAUUCAAGAUAAGGGAAAAUUUGAUAAAGAAAUAAAAUGUUCAGAUACAGAAUUAGAUCCUAGAUGGCUCAAUCAGGAUUUUCUUAAGAGACUCGAUGAAAUAUUAAAACAAAUCUCUAAUUUAUUCGACGAUCCAGAAAACAAUUUGCAAAAUAUAUCAGAUUGUUUCAUGGAACUCCACAGCAUGUUCACAGACGGAGCUAGCAAUUGUUUUAUCCCAAAAUUAGAUAUUUUUAUAGACAAUUUCAUGAUUUAUCACCUAGUUGAAAUGGUGAAAAAUACUGAUAUCAUUGGGAGAAAUCUGUUAUUGAUGACAUUGAAUCUAAUUUUCGAUUUUACAAUGGGAGAUAUUUUUUAUUCAAAACAACUAAUUGAAGAAGACUACAUAGAUUACAUCGUCCAUCAAUUGCAGAUACAACAAGAUGAAAUUAUUAAUACAAACAUUAUUUACACAUUGAAUAAUUUAGUUUUUGAUUGUCCUGAUGCUUUUUCAGAAAAUAUCAUUGAAAUUUUAGAUAAUACAUUAUACAACUCACGCGGAAGCGAAACUUUACCUAUUGCAAAAUUCAUUCGUUUAUAUACAUACAAAUAUCCAAUUACAUCAUUUAACAUUCAAGCUCAUAUAAUCGCCAUAAUAAGAUAUUUAAUAUUACUAAGCCAAGAAGACAUAGAUGAGAACGUUGGAUACAUUUAUAUAAAUACUUUAAGAAAUUCUCCUGAAAACAUGAAAAUACAUCCAAAAGUAAUAGGUAUAGACUGCGUUAACGAGUUUAUUACUAGAAUUACAAGCUAUAAUACAAUUGAAGCAAUGCAUUUUUUAUAUCAUUUAAUUAACACAUUUCCAGAAGUUCUUCCCCAGUUAAACAUAGACUUUGAUGACUUAUUUGAUAGAAUAGAUAAAGAAGAUGCUGAAACAUCAAGAACAAUUUUUAUUAUUUUAGGAUUAAUUUUAGAAAAGAUGGAAGUUGAAGAAUUUGAUUUAAAUUAUGUCAAAUUCAUCUCAUUAAUCAAUGAUUUGCUAGAAAAUUCAUCAGAUGUUGAUUUUCAUUUCAAAUCAGAUUCUUUUUAUUUUAUAACCGUUUUCCUUUCUAAAGUUGCAAUCAGUAUUUUUUCCCAAAUUAAUUUGAUUGAAUAUCUUAAAAUGAUUGAAAAUUAUUUUGAAAAUACAGAUGAAAAUAACAAUUUCAACUUAAAAGUUUGUUGUAUCUUGAAGGUUAUGCAGCCAUUUAUUGAUAGUUUGAAUGAAUCUAAUCAGAAUUUAAAGGAUUCAUUUUAUCAAACAAUCGACAUUGUUUUGGAAUCAAUUGAUGAUUUUAUCGAGCCAGAAUUAGAUUCAUUUAGACAACAAUUUUGUCCAAAUGAUGAAAAUUAA